AUUUACAAGUUUUCUGACCGUUUGAGAUUUCACCAAUUCACAGCUCUUUCUCUCUCCCUAGCAAAAACUUUGAAGCUCUCUUUCUCUCUUCUAAAUUCUAAUCUCCAGAAAUCCCUAAUUUUCCAUUUCCAGAAGUCUUCAAUCUACUGUUUUGUAAAUUCCUAAUCUCCAGAAAUCCCUAAUUUUCAUUUCCAGAAUCCUUCAAUCAACUGUUCUGCAAUUCAAUUUGUCGGAAAAUGGGUGAACAAACAGUUGAAAUCGUUCGUGAAAAUGGCAACUCCGAUACAUUUUUGGAGUCAGCAAAUGAAAAACCACUAUCUGAACAAAGCGAUAGAGUGGAGGAAAGUACGAAUUCUACUGAUGCACGUCAAUUUUUGAACGAGUCCCAAGCAGUCUCGGUUGAUGGAGAGCCUAAGCUUCGUCUAAAGAAAAUUGAUGAUAUCAGGGACAAAGUUAAGACUUUGAGAAAGGAACAUACAACUCUAUCUGACGAGGUCAAAGAUAUAACGAGCAAACAAUUCCCCGAAGUUCUGAAUACUCUUCAGCAUCUAAGUGAGGAGCAUACGCUUUUAAAGAACAAGUACGUGGAAGAGUGUGAGCUUUUAAAGAAAAAGUAUAUUGAUGAAUAUGCUGAAAGGAAGAGGCUGUACAAUGAAGUGAUUGAGCUGAAAGGAAAUAUUAGGGUCUUCUGUCGAUGCAGACCAUUGAACCAAGAUGAAACUGCCAAUGGGUCGACUUCUGUUGUUGAAAUCCCCCCUUCCCAGGAUCAUGAUUUGAAUGUAACUUGUGCUGAUUCUUCAAAGAAACAGUUCAAGUUUGACCAUGUAUUUGGCCCCCAUGCCAACCAAGAGGAGGUCUUUGCACAAACAUCUCCAAUUGUUACCUCUGUGUUGGAUGGCUACAAUGUUUGCAUUUUUGCCUAUGGACAAACUGGAACUGGAAAGACCUUUACCAUGGAAGGGACAUCAGAGAAUAGAGGGGUUAAUUACAGAACUUUGGAGGAGUUAUUUAGAAUUGCUAAUCAGAGAAGUGGUACCAUGAGAUAUGAGCUGUUUGUCAGCAUGUUGGAGGUCUAUAAUGAAAAAAUAAAGGACCUCCUGGUAGAGCAUACCAGUGAACCUAAGAAGUUAGAGAUUAAGCAAUCUUCAGAAGGCACACAAGAAAUCCCUGGUCUAGUUGAAGCACAUGUUUAUGGUACAGAUGAAGUAUGGGAAUUACUCAAGACUGGAAGCCGUGUCAGAUCUGUUGGAUCAACCAAUGCAAAUGAAUUCAGUAGUCGUUCCCAUUGCUUGCUGCGUGUGACUGUGAAAGGAGAAAAUUUAGUAAAUGGGCAAAGGACAAAGAGCAACCUUUGGUUGGUAGAUUUGGCUGGAAGUGAGCGGGUUGGGAGAAUUGAAGUUGAAGGUGAAAGACUCAAGGAGUCUCAGUUCAUCAAUAAAUCCCUCUCUGCUCUUGGUGAUGUCAUCUCUGCUCUUGCAACUAAAACAGCCCAUGUCCCAUACAGAAACUCGAAGCUUACGCACAUGCUGCAGAGCUCUUUAGGUGGCGAUUGCAAGACCCUCAUGUUCGUCCAGAUUAGUCCUAGCGCUGCAGACUUGGGCGAGACUUUAUGCUCCCUGAACUUUGCUAGCCGAGUCAAGGGAAUUGAAUAUGGUCCAGCUCGCAAGCAGACAGAUUUUUCUGAGCUCCUCAAGUAUAAGCAUCUGGCUGAGAAGUCAAAGCAUGAUGAAAAAGAAACAAAGAAACUGCAGGACAAUGUACAAUCUUUGCAGCUAAGGCUUUCUGCCAGAGAGCAUAUCUGCAGAAAUCUCCAGGAGAAGGUGCGAGACCUUGAGAAUAGACUGGCAGAAGAGAGGAAAACUAGACAGGUACAGGAAAAUAGAGCUGCUGCUUCAAUCAGACAGCCAAGACAGGCACAAAAGACCACAGAGAAAAGGCCACCACUGGGUCCUUCAAAUAUGAGGAUGCCAUUGCGAAAGAUAUCCAAUUACGUGGCCCCACCAUCGCCUGUCCAGACCAAGAAAACCUCUACCUUUUCUUCUCGUUUCAUGGGUUCAUACGAUGGUAAAGAAAACAAUUCCAAUGGACCAAAUACAAGAGCCAUUAGGGGUCCACGAAGGUCUAUUGCUCCGAGAUCAUCCACUGAAGCAGCAAUGGCACCACCUUUGCAGCCUAAAAGAAGGGUGUCCAUAGCAGCCUUCCGUCCAGAACCAAGUUACCAUGGUACACCUAUGAGCAGUAAUUCAAAACACGAGAGUGCAACAGGGCACUCACUUGUUAGGGAGUUGUCAAGGGUAAGGCGGUUUUCAAAGAUGUUUUCUCCUCUGCCAGAGACAAGAGCUGUAACUACUACUAGUUCCUCAGUGGAAGCAACACCUAUGAGUAGUAGGAGGUUUAUGGCAAGCCCUCCUCCUCAACAACAGGGUUCAUGGAGGCCAAAGCACCCAACUGUUGUUGCCCUGCAGAAAAAGCCAGUUGUUUGGAGUCCUUUGAAGUUUCGAGGCAUGAAGAAUUUCCGGAAGUCUAUAGUAUGAUGUGAAAAUUAACAUUUCUUUCAAGCUUAACAACUGCGACUUACUUACAUUUAUUAGGCUGUACUUAGUUGGAAACUGACUUCAAGAUCAAGUAUGCAUACCAAUUUUUUUAUUUUGUAACAUCAGUGUGAUGUUCUGAUCUCAUUUCCUGUCAUACAAGCUACAAUGUGUUAUAUUAUGAUGUAUGUGAAAGGCUGGUUUUGUUGGAAA
Molecule: messenger RNA, 2744 nt
Organism: Spinacia oleracea (spinach)
Lineage: Eukaryota; Viridiplantae; Streptophyta; Magnoliopsida; Caryophyllales; Amaranthaceae
Product: kinesin-like protein KIN-14S
Exons: 12
Coding region: 237-2534 (765 amino acids)
Biological process (GO): microtubule-based movement
Cellular component (GO): microtubule cytoskeleton
Molecular function (GO): microtubule binding; ATP binding; microtubule motor activity
Source: RefSeq, a predicted model, not a curated record